ACUCUUGGGUCUGCAGAAAGGUCUGCAUAUCUGUCCCAACCACAUACUGAUAGUUUGGAGUUGACUUGAUCUGCCUAAUACUUGUUCUCUGUAAGACUGUUUCGUUGGUCAAUGUUGCUGACAUAAAGUUUGUCAGAGCCUUGUCUUGCACCGUCAUGCUCUUGCACCUAAGCCUUGAAAGCAAUGUAUAAACUAUUGAAACCAGAUGCUUUUGGUCUGUUUGUAGAGCAAAUGAGUGGAAUGGUAAAUUCAUAGAUUAAUUAUUGCUUGUAUUAUCCUCUGGGAGGGAAUGCCCAAAUGGAUUUCUUAUGCUCCAGAAUUGUUCACAGGGUCUGUUUCUGCCAAGCAAAGACAAGGCCAGCUGGAAGUGGCAAAUACUGUAGGAACAUAACCUUUGUGUUCAUUGCAGACGUGUGCAAAAUGUCUGAAGAUGAAUUUGAGGAGUAUGUUAUUGCUAUUAAAUACACCAAUAGUUAAACACUCCUUAUUCAUCUGGGUGGCUUGACCUUUCUGCUUCUUAUUGUUGUAAGGUCUGCUGUCUGUCUGGAAGUCUGAGUGGGGAAUAUCUUUGAGAAGGAGGCAUUGUUUGUAAUCCAAGCAGCAGAAAAAAAAGUGUUUAUCAUCUUGGGAAGGUUCUCGCAUGUUUCAACUCUUUAGGACCUUUCUUUCAGAUGUCUUUAUUUCUAUUUCACUUUGUUCUUUCUGUUAGCCACCCUGAAACACGCUCUGUAUUGCUCUGGAGUUGGUUCAUUCUAGAAGCUUUGUCUCCUCUGUAACUAAAAAAAGUGAAUGGAAGCAUCAAAGUCUUUAGGGGUGAAACUUGCUGAGCAUCUCUGAAGAUUACAUCUUCUGUAGUUUCUGUUUGUGAUUUUAGGAACAGUGCUUAUCUGUGACUGUGAAACAAAAUGUCACUGUGUUUUUAGAUAAAAUAAGAAGGCAAUGACUUUGAACUCCAUCUGUUAGGGUAUGGUUCCCUAAACUCUUGCUUAAAUAAGUUUCAGAAGUUGGGUACAUUCUCCGCCCGAAUAUGUCCUCUUUAGUUCUGAGUAAAACAUUUGUGAGUGAGACUUGCUUAUCCUUUCAGAGAGAAGGACAUAAAUAAAGAAUUAAUUAGCCAUCACCAAUCAAAUUAUUUCAGGCUUCUUCCUUCAUUCACGUAGAUGAGGUCUGCCCAUAGUAAGCCCCAAUAGACAGGAAUACUGGAUCUUCUGCUUCAGGGCUUAGAAGUCUGCCAAAUUUAGAGUAAGAAUGACUCUAUUGGGGAUAGAUUGAUGCCACAUCUUUUGCUUUUGGUGCCUUCCUUGUAGUGUCUACUUAUAGCCUGGUUUGGGGAUGUGAUGCUACUUGAAGUCUUACUCUGCCUCACGUCUUGUAGACCCCAGCUCCUUCUCCCUUUCACUCUUCAUGUUUGUCAACCAUUACCUCUAUGUGGGGGUAUAAUUAAUUUUUAGCCAAUAUUGAGAUAAAUGCUUACUUGCUUCAUCUCCAAGGCUUGCUUUUUGUGUCUCACGAUAAUGUCAGCCGUGAGGAGCUGGGCUGUAACUUUGUCCCUCUGAUGUUAGUAGUCAUUAUCACAUCUUCCUGUGCAAGUACGCUGUCUGUACCCUGCAAAGUCACGCUGGUCUCUUUUCCUGACUCCACAUUGCAUGCUUAUGUCUACAUUGCUACUUAUUCUUCCUCUAAUGACUGCUUUUAAUGCCGUGGGCUUUAGCACCUUUCUUCUUGCCACUCUCCACAAUUCCUCCUAGUUCUAACUUAAGCUUUUCAAAUUAUUGUGUCUCUGAGUAUUAACCCACGUAGUUUUGGGGCUAUGCCACAGCUGUAGUUAUAGUGUAACAUGGUUUAUAUCUGUCCUCUGACAAAAUUCAUGUGUCUAGUCAUCCUGUAGCUUGUUCAAGGCACAGGCUGCAGAGCUGUAGUGGAGUUCUUUCUGCCUCUUUGUUCAAGAGAAAAAGUGUUUUAAAAAUAUAAAAUGUGUUAACUCCAUGAGAACAAAUCUGGAGAAAGGACAGACCAGCUUAUUCAGGUCUGGUGAGACAGAGAGGAAGGCAGGGAAAGGGAUAUUACACACUACAGAACAGCUGUGUGAAGCCUCCUAAUUUGGUACUGGAGUAGUUUCUGAUACCUCACUGUGUCAUUUAGCAUAAGCAAGUCUGUUUACGGUGCUGUGGUGGUCUGUGGAGGCAGUAGAGUUCCCAAAGCUCUGCUAUACCAAACUGCUGUGUCCUGCUGCUGCUGUUUGGCUUUAGAGUUUUGUAACCUCGUGAUAGAUGUCACUGAUCUACUGGUGUCCUAGUCUUGGGCAACAGUAUUACUGGGCCUUGUCUUACUCCAGUAGUGUUCGGAAGAGUGGACAAUUCAUUUGCUGUGUUAGACUGCUUUUCAUUAACUUGCCAGUCUCCUCUCAUUUCCAGUUGCCAUCUUCUAAAUGGAUUCCAGUGAAUUUUCGGGAUCUUUGGACCCUCUGUCCUUGCCUGACAAGCCACUUAUUGGUGAUCUCCCUGCUGACAUGGAGUUUGGGGAAGAUCUCCUGGGCUCCCAAACAGCUUCUACCCAGGAAGUUUCAGUUCUUCCACCCUCUGACUGGGAUCAAUCCAAGCAGAUGACUGCAGGUGGGGACUUGGACCUUCUAGUGAAAGCAGACAGCCUGUCUAAGUUAAACACAUCAAACGACCUCGUUCUGGACAAAUCUGGUGUCCUGGAUAUGCUGGAGAAACCUGGUGUCUUAGAUGACUUGGAUAAAACUGCUGACUUGGUGGAGCAAGAUAAGUCAGAGGGUCUGGAUGGGUUGUAUAAGGCACAUCCUUCCCAAGGUGUGGAGGAUGGACCAUCUGACUCCUCUGCCCUCUCUAGAGAAGCCCUUGUUCCAGAAACAUGGAAAGAAGGGGAAGAUGCACCAAAAAACUGUUCUGGGGACCUAAAGGAAGAUGGUGCUGCUGCUAUUCCUGCACCAUCUGAUGACAAUGCCCCUGAGUCUCCCCGACAGCCCUCUCCUGAUACCAGGGACCUCAGCAGUGCCCCAGCCACAGAAGAAAGCACAGCGCAAUCCUCAAAUCCACCUAUGCCCUCCCCCCAGCUCAGUCUUAAACAGACGAAGAAGACAAGAUUGAAGACGCUAAGGAAAAGCUCACCCAUACAGAGGGAAGGGCUGGCAGGGGAAGCAGAGGUGGAACCGAGCCCAGACAACAAUACAGCAGCUUUGCCCUCUGAGCCCAUGGAGGAGAACCAGGCAGAGGAAGGGAAUGAUAGUGGGAACAAGUCACUUAAACAAAGUAGUUUACUGAAAGCACAGGGAGCCUCAGUACCAGCAGGAGAGAGCCUGUCUGGGAAGGGGAGCGAAGUGUCAGCUGAGAAGGAGCAGAAAAGAAGUGAACGAGCCAGAAGAUCAGAAACUGCCAGGCCUGAAACUGUGAACUCCUCUGAGAGCAUUCCGGUCUCUGAUGAAGACUCUGAUGCCAUGGUGGAUGAUCCCAAUGAUGAGGAUUUUGUUCCUUUUCGUACCCGACGUUCAACUCGAAUGUCUUUACGUGCUCAGAUGGCUCAGCGAGCUGCCCGUUCUACUGUCACCAAGAUGACUUGUGCCAACUGCCGGACCCCACUGCAGAAAGGCCAGACUGCCUACCAGCGUAAAGGGCUCCCUCAGCUCUUCUGCUCCAGCUCCUGUCUCACCACGUUCUCAAAAAAACCACCUGGCAAGAAGAUAUGCACCUUCUGUAAAAAGGAGAUCUGGAACACUAAGGACUCUGUGGUUGCCCAGAUCGGUUCAGGUGGCUCUUUCCAUGAGUUCUGCACCUCUGUCUGCCUCUCCCUCUACGAGGCUCAGCAGCAUAGGCCAGCACCUCAGUCCGCAGAUGCCUCAGAAACGAGCCGCUGCAGUGUCUGCCACAAACCUGGCGAGAUCCAGCAUGAGGUCAGCAAUGGGAACAUGGUUCACCGCAUCUGCAGCGAUGCCUGCUUCACCAAGUUCCGGGCCACCAAGGGGCUGAAAACCAAUUGCUGUGACAACUGUGGACUUUACAUCUACAACAAGGGCUUGCCCCUAGAGUACCUCUUCCACGAAGGCCAGCAAAAACGCUUCUGCAACUCUGCCUGUCUCAACAGUUACAAGAAGAAGAACACUCGAGUCUACCCAUGCAUGUGGUGCAAGACGCUGUGCAAGAACUUCGACAUGCUGCCCAACGUGGAUCGCAGUGGCAAGAUGGGCCUGUUCUGCUCCAUUUGCUGCACUACCUCCCACAAAGUGAAGCAGUCAGGCUUGGUUGGUCCCCCUAGACCCUGCAGCUUCUGCAGAAAGAGUUUAUCUGAACCGUGCUAUUACAACAAGACAGACCGGGUUGUCUACCAGUUCUGCAGCCCCAGCUGCUGGACCAAAUUCCAGCGCACCAGCCCGGAAGGUGGGAUCCACCUCAACUGCCAUUACUGCCACAGUCUUUUCAGCGGGAAGCCGGAGAUCCUAGACUGGCAGGACAAGGUGUAUCAGUUCUGCUGCAAGGACUGCUGUGAGGAUUUCAAGCGGCUGCGUGGGGUAGUGUCUCAGUGUGAGCACUGCAAGCAGGAGAAACUGCUGCAUGAGAAGAUCCGCUUCUCUGGAGUGGAGAAGAACUUCUGCAGCGAAGGGUGUGUGCUUCUUUACAAACAGGAUUUCACCAAGAACCUGGGCCUGUGCUGCAUCACCUGCACCUACUGUUCUCAGACCUGCCAGCGGGCGGUCACCGAGCAGCUGGAGGGCAGCACCUGGGACUUCUGUAGUGAAGACUGCAAAAGCAAAUACUUGCUCUGGUACUUCAAGGCAGCUCGGUGCCAUGCCUGCAAGCGUCAGGGGAAGCUGCUGGAAACCAUCCACUGGCGGGGGCAAAUCAAACACUUCUGCAACCAGCAGUGUCUGCUGCGAUUUUACAAUCAACAGAACCAGCCCAACCUGGACACGCAGAAGGGGCCCGAGAGCCUGCUGAACAGUCAGACUUCAGAGUCAAAACCACCUGCCCCUUCCUCACAGAAGGCAGAAACUAACAUGCUGUCUGCAAAGACUUCCUCAGCCCAAAUAUCUCCAGCUGCACCACCUCCCCCACCCCCUCCAUUUCCAGCCACCCCUCGGAAAAACAAAGCUGCCAUGUGUAAACCACUGAUGCAAAACCGGGGCGUUUCCUGCAAGAUAGAAAUGAAGUCCAAAGGAUGUCAGACAGAGGCUGACUGGAAGCCCCAGGUGAUUGUGUUGCCAAUCCCCGUCCCGAUCUUCGUGCCUGUGCCUAUGCAUAUGUACUGCCAGAAAGUACCUGUGCCUUUCUCCAUGCCUGUCCCGGUGCCUGUGCCAAUGUUCCUGCCCACCACGCUGGAGAGCACAGAUAAGAUUGUGGAGACCAUUGAGGAGCUGAAGGUGAAAAUCCCCUCUAAUCCUCUGGAGGCUGACAUCCUGGCCAUGGCCGAGAUGAUUGCAGAGGCUGAAGAACUGGACAAGGCCUCCUCAGACCUGUGUGACCUGGUGAGUAACCAGAGCGCAGAGGGUCUCCUGGAGGACUGUGAUCUAUUUGGACCAGCACGGGACGAUGUGUUGGCUAUGGCUGUCAAGAUGGCAAAUGUCCUCGAUGAGCCAGGCCAGGACCUGGAAGCUGACUUCCCUAAGAACCCUCUAGAUAUCAACCCCAGUGUGGACUUCCUCUUUGACUGUGGACUGGUGGGAGCAGAUGAUGUGUCCACAGAGCAAGAUCUGCCUCGUGCUGUCCGAAAGGGGCAGAAGCGUCUGGUACUGUCUGAAAGCUGUUCCCGGGACUCAAUGAGCAGCCAGCCCAGCUGCACGGUGCUGAACUACUCAUAUGGUGUGAACGCCUGGAAGUCCUGGGUACAAGCCAAGUAUGCAGGAGGAGAGACCAGCAAGGGAGAGGAGCUACGCUUUGGCCCCAAGCCCAUGAGGAUCAAGGAAGACAUCUUGGCCUGCACAGCAGCUGAGCUCAACUAUGGCCUGGCCCAGUUUGUCAAAGAGAUAACACGGCCCAAUGGGGAGCGCUAUGAACCAGACAGCAUCUAUUACCUCUGCCUUGGCAUCCAGCAGUACCUGCUCGAGAACAAUCGUAUGGUGAAUAUAUUUACAGACCUUUACUACCUGACCUUCGUGCAGGAGCUGAACAAGUCCCUGAGCGGCUGGCAACCCACAAUCUUACCAAAUAAUACAGUUUUCUCGCGUGUCGAGGAAGAGCACCUCUGGGAGUGCAAGCAGCUGGGCGUUUACUCGCCGUUCGUGCUCCUCAACACCCUCAUGUUCUUCAACACCAAGUUCUUUGGGCUGCAGACAGCAGAGGAGCACAUGCAGCUCUCCUUCACCAAUGUGGUGCGCCAAUCCCGCAAGUGUACCACAGCCCGUGGUGUAACAAAGGUGGUGAGCAUCCGCUACUAUGCUCCCACCAAGCAGAAGAAAGGCCGAGAUGGCAGCUCUGGAAAGCGGAAGCGUGAGGAGGAGGUACCGAUGCUGGAGCAGAGAGAGAACAGGAUGAACCCACUCAGAUGCCCAGUCAAGUUCUAUGAAUUUUAUCUCUCUAAAUGUCCUGAGAGUCUGCGGAACCGCAAUGAUGUCUUCUACCUGCAGCCCGAGCGAUCGUGCAUUGCCGAGUCCCCCCUCUGGUACUCGGUCAUCCCCAUGGACCGAAGCAUGCUGGAGAGCAUGCUGAACCGCAUCCUGGCUGUGAGGGAGAUCUAUGAGGAGCACAGUCGGCUCAGCGGGCUGGAGGAUGACAUGGACUAAGAGCAAGGUGCUACCAGGCUGGCUGCACUCCAGCCCAGAACACCUCAUCUCCCUGCCUCCCACUGCAGGGCAGGAGCUGUGCAGCGUGGGAGGGGACGGUGCUGUGGCACUGCUGUCCCUUCAUCGUUACUGGACUUGGACAUCCCAUCCUGCUCAUUACAGGCCUCCCCUCCAUAUGUGGCCCCUGCACUCAGCCCUGCCUCUGUCCUGGCUGUGCUGGGUGAGCUGUUUUCCCCGAGCCAAGUCCCUGCAGCAGGGGGGUGGCAGAGCCCCCUGGGGCAGCUCCCCUUGCCCAGCCGUGUCCCCCCGUCUCCCCAGUCCUGACACUACCUCCUUCUCCCCCUGUCCCGAGGCAGGAACUGCACAAUAGGGCAGAGUGCCAUCUGGGACCAGCGGCCCUGAGGCUCUUAAUCUCUUCUUCCUUUAGCAUCAGCUUGUGAGGCUGCGGGUGGCAAGACUGGAACAGUAGUUCUGCUGCUGCAGCAGGAUGGCGUUUUCACUGUUUUGCUGGGGAGGGAUCACCGGCAGCCUGAGAGCUGUUGGGUCAGAGGGGAGGGCUUGUUCACAGGAGUGGGAGAGAUCUGGGUGGGCCAUGGGGAGGCAGAGGGAGCUGGCAUUGGAAUGUAAAGGCAGAGACCUGGCCUCACUGCAGGGAUGCUUUCCUUAUUUGCAGCUGGGCUGCCUCCCUCAAUUUUGUCAAUGUUUUCUGAGUUGGUGAAAAACUGAUGGAGACGGGUCUGUGACAGCACUGCUCCUCUCUCCCCACUGGGCCGUGUCGCGGCGUAACCCCCUCCCCAGUGCAAGGUGCCAUUGGUGAGUCCCUCUGCUCCAGCCGGGGGCUCGGGCAGCCGCUGGCAGAAGCGACAGCUCUGCCUGGCCUCCCUCUCCCAAAGCAGCAGGGUGCCAGUGACCUGCUGGGGUAAUCCUGGCUCCGGCUGUGCCGCUCCCUGCUGCCUCCUGCCCCUCCUCGUGUUCUGGUUGGUUUUCUUGAGCUGUACAUGGGUCUUCUGUUGAGCCUGUAUAUAUUGUUCUGGGCCCUGACCCGGGGCCCUCUGUUCUCUGUGUCCAUGUGGAGAGUGAGCCGCUCACCAGUCUUGUAGUGAUGCCAGGACAAUAGGACUAACCCUGUGUCUCUGGAAACCAUUCAUUUCAAAUAAAGAUGAGGAAAACUU
This is a messenger RNA of Cuculus canorus (common cuckoo), 7905 nucleotides long. It is a transcript of the gene ZMYM3, whose product is annotated as zinc finger MYM-type containing 3. Gene Ontology annotation, molecular function: zinc ion binding. NCBI's taxonomy places the organism in Eukaryota, Metazoa, Chordata, Aves, Cuculiformes, Cuculidae. The record is from RefSeq and is a predicted model, not a curated record. The transcript is spliced from 24 exons. The coding region runs from base 2429 to 6733 and encodes 1434 amino acids.